GCUGCGAGGGGGAGGGGGGGGCGUUGUGUCUGUGUGACCGAGGUGUAGACGCCGCGCUGGGACCCCGCGGGCCCCGGGCAGCCGCUUCACCUCCUCGGGGUGUCACAGCACGGCUGCGGGUUGUGGCGGGGCCGGGUGCGUCCGGGGCAUCCCGCUGACGGCGGCCUCCCCGGAGCGGCCGAGCCCCCAGCGGGGUGGGUUUGCGCUCUGGAACAGUUGCUCUCUUUUAGAGGCCGUAUGUKUGCGAGUAUGAAGGCUGCGGCAAAGGUUUCACGAGGGACUUCCACCGCGUCCGACACCUCCUCACGCACACCGGGGAAAAGCCGUUCGAGUAAGGCCGAAGUGUUUAUUUCUUCAGAUGGAGUGCGGUUGCCCUUCACUUACAGGUGCACAACUGAUGGGUGCAAGGAGAAAUUUGGAACAAAAUCAAACUUGAAGAAGCACAUUGAGCGCAAGCAUCAAAAUAGGCAAAAGCAAUAUGUGUGUGACUUUGAAGGCUGUAACAAGUCUUUCAAGAAGCAUCAACAACUUAAAGUUCAUCAGUGUCACCACACCAAUGAACCUCCCUUCAAAUGUAAUAAAGAAGGAUGUGGAAAGUGUUUCUCUACUCCAAGCCGACUAAAGCGGCACGAGAAGGUACAUGAAGGCUAUGCAUGCAAGAAGGAAAACUGCUCAUAUAUUGGAAAAACUUGGACAGAGCUUCUGAAACAYAAUAAAGUCAGUCAUACAGAGCCAAUAGUUUGCAGUGAGUGUAACAAAACUUUUAAACGGAAAGAUUACCUCAAGCAGCAUCAAAAGACACAUGCUGCAGAGCGGGAAGUCUGCCGCUGCCCCAGAGAAGGAUGUGGAAGAACUUACACAACUUUAUUCAACCUUCAAAGCCAUAUCCUCUCAUUUCAUGAGGAGAAAAAGCCAUUCUCUUGUGAUUAUCCGGGCUGUGGAAAAGUGUUUGCAAUGAAGCAGAGCCUAGCAAGGCACGCAGUUGUACAUGAUCCUGAAAAGAAAAAGCUGAACUUGAAAGCAAAGCGUUCUCGGCCAAAGAGAAGUUUAGCMUCUCAUCUCAGUGGCUACAUUUCUCCUAAAACACAGCCAGGAAAGGAGGCGGUUGUGACGGAAAGCAUGACAGCAGAUAAGCUUGUGGAAAAUGGAAUACCAACUGCUGAAAUUCUGACUCUGUAGCAAAGGUUAACUGAGACAAUGUUCUUCACAGAAUGACCAAUGCAAAGCUCAGCAACAACUUCAGAUAAAAUUAAAAUUUUUAUUUUUUAAAUAAAUUAUAUUGUUUACACCA
Messenger RNA from Malurus melanocephalus (red-backed fairy wren), 1291 nucleotides. It is a transcript of the gene GTF3A, whose product is annotated as general transcription factor IIIA. Gene Ontology annotation, cellular component: nucleus. The record is from RefSeq and is a predicted model, not a curated record. The coding region runs from base 238 to 1179 and encodes 313 amino acids. NCBI's taxonomy places the organism in Eukaryota, Metazoa, Chordata, Aves, Passeriformes, Maluridae. The transcript is spliced from 8 exons.